AUGAUGGCCACAAUGAUGAAUCAUCAUAAACGAAAUACCAGCAGAGACAAUAGUUACAGCAACGACGAAUUCUCUUUUCAAGAAAGUGCUGAUCCAAAGUUGAUCGUCGUAGAACACAUCGACGAGAAUAAUCUCUCCUUGUUGGAAUCAUCAAACCACGGCGCCAAAUAUCUACAUGAGGACCCAAUCAAGAAUAACAAUAACUAUGAAUUUGGUGAAGAAGAGGAAGGGGAUUGCACAACGAUCACACUAUCAACGACCACAAGCAACAGCGACGAUCGGAGUGGGAGCCGCUCGGACUGCAACUCUCCCGUCAAAGCUACAAAAAGAUUGCUAGUGAAUCCAUGGGCUGCUCGUUUUGUCCCAACACAUCAUACACAACAACAACAAGGGGAAGUGACAAUUCCGUUGCCACUGACACUGGACCAAACACAUACGGUUUCGCCCUUGUCGACGCCAUCUCCCACCAAUCAAAAGUCGAGAAAGGUAUUUACGGAGGAUCAACAACUGCCACCAUUGAAACAAUUUGGAGCCAAAUCGGAUGCACCACUUGUUGCAGCCCUCCAAAUACAGUCCCUCGAAGCCAUCAUGGCCAAAAAGAAGAAACAGAAUGAAGACCGAUGGGGACACUGGUGGAGCAAGGAACAGCAAGAAAAGGAACACCAGGAACAACAACGACAACAACAACAAAUGGAAGAAGAUAGUACUAUGACGGCCGAGUCAACUACGUCAUCAUCAAUGAAGAGCACUGGGGAGAAGAGUGCAAGCUUUCGCUGGGGUCGCUUUUUGGGUAGCAGUAAUAAUACUCUGGAUGGAGACGAAACCACCGCCACAACAGCGGAAGAAGAAGAAGAAGAAGCAGAUUGCAAGUCUCCGAACUCUCAAAGGCAACAACGAAAAAGCUGGAAGCAACGAUUUUCGUUCCAGCCUUCCCACCAAAUGGACACCAUGCUGGACGAUAUUGACGAUCCCUACCUGGAUUCCAUUUCUCUCGGCAGCGAAUCAUCCAGCAGUAGCUAUGGUGACGGGAGCAUUUCUAGUGUCUAUUCGCUAGAACAAGAAGAAAGCAGCACUAAUGAUGAGGACACCAAGAAGUCCCAAAUCAAAGGGAGUGAAAAUGACAUUACUACUAUUCCUACUACACGUCACCGUCGACGGUGGUCGCGAUUGUGGAGGGCACAAGAAUUCUCAUGUGAUUCCUCUCCCACGGUUCACAUGAUUUGA
Molecule: messenger RNA, 1224 nt
Organism: Cylindrotheca closterium
Lineage: Eukaryota; Bacillariophyta; Bacillariophyceae; Bacillariales; Bacillariaceae
Source: the annotation of a GenBank genome assembly